This is a messenger RNA of Silurus meridionalis, 1305 nucleotides long. RefSeq names its product cytosolic thiouridylase subunit 1 homolog (S. pombe) (gene ctu1). Gene Ontology annotation, cellular component: cytosolic tRNA wobble base thiouridylase complex; mitochondrion. The transcript is spliced from 3 exons. Gene Ontology annotation, molecular function: tRNA binding. Lineage: Eukaryota; Metazoa; Chordata; Actinopteri; Siluriformes; Siluridae. The coding region runs from base 156 to 1187 and encodes 343 amino acids. The record is from RefSeq and is a predicted model, not a curated record. Gene Ontology annotation, biological process: tRNA wobble position uridine thiolation.
UCAGAAAACUUUGUUUUCUACAAAAAUCUUACGUUUUUAGCUUAGGUGAGCCUGCAUUGUCAUUAAAGAUCUGUUCCUAAAGAAGCAUUUAUGGUGUAUUUGCGUAUACACUACCAACAAGAAGAUGUAACUUUCCUGCUUUCGACCGGAUCAUUAUGCCAAUCCAGUGUAGCAGCUGUGCGAAACAUCGGGCAGUGCUCAGACGGCCGAAGACCGGCCAUUCAUUAUGUAAAUCCUGCUUCUUCUGGGCUUUUGAAGAAGAGAUCCACCAGACCAUCGUAUCCGCUCGGUUGUUUAAUCGCGGGGAGACGGUUGGGAUCGGAGCCUCAGGCGGAAAAGACUCCACGGUACUGGCUCACGUCCUGAAAGUGCUGAAUGAGCGCUAUGAUUACGGUUUGAAGCUGCUGCUGCUCUCAGUGGACGAGGGCAUCACGGGAUACCGCGACGACUCUCUAGAAACGGUGAAGAGAAAUCAGCAGCAGUACGAUCUGCCCCUCACCAUCGUCUCCUAUGAAGAGCUCUAUGGCUGGACCAUGGACGCCAUCGUGAAGCAAGUGGGCAUGAAGAACAACUGCACCUUUUGCGGCGUGUUUCGGAGGCAGGCGCUUGAUCGGGGAGCCAUGAUGUUGAACGUGGACAAGAUAUGUACAGGUCACAAUGCAGACGAUGUGGCGGAGACAGUGCUGAUGAACAUGCUUCGCGGUGAUAUUGCUCGUCUGCGGCGCUGCACAGCGAUUAGCACAGCCAGCGAUGGUGAAGGAGCAAUACCACGCUGCAAACCCCUCAAAUAUGCUUAUGAAAAAGAAAUUGUCCUUUAUGCCUACUUCAAGAAGCUAGACUAUUUCUCUACUGAGUGUAUUUACUCACCCAAUGCUUACCGUGGCCAUGCACGUACCUUUCUCAAAGACUUAGAGGCAGUCAGGCCUAGCGCCAUCAUGGACAUCAUACACUCGGGUGAGAACCUCUCUGUAAGGGAAGGAGUGAAGAUGCCUGUGCAAGGAACAUGCUCACACUGUGGUUACAUCUCCAGCCAGGCACUGUGCAAGUCCUGUGUGCUGCUGGAGGGCCUGAACCGAGGCCUGCCCAAACUUGGGAUAGGCAAACGCCACCAGCUCCAUGAUAAGAUCUUGGCCCGGCAAGCUUUAACAAAGCAUGAGGAGAAGAAGCUAAAGGCAGUGGACUUUUAAUUAGGUUUUUUUCUGCAAGUGGCAUGUAUAAUGCACGGGCAUCAGGUGUAAUCCAUUGUAUUAUUGUUUUUAGCUUUUGGAUCUUUAGUCUAUAAUAAACUAUAAUAUUUCUUUUGAA